Mya arenaria is the source of this 2174-nucleotide messenger RNA. RefSeq names its product transcription factor GATA-4-like. The coding region runs from base 348 to 1745 and encodes 465 amino acids. Gene Ontology annotation, biological process: positive regulation of transcription by RNA polymerase II; negative regulation of transcription by RNA polymerase II; cell fate commitment. NCBI's taxonomy places the organism in Eukaryota, Metazoa, Mollusca, Bivalvia, Myida, Myidae. Gene Ontology annotation, molecular function: zinc ion binding; RNA polymerase II cis-regulatory region sequence-specific DNA binding; DNA-binding transcription factor activity, RNA polymerase II-specific. The record is from RefSeq and is a predicted model, not a curated record. The transcript is spliced from 7 exons.
AGUAGAAAAUUAUCUUUGUUUUAUCUAAAAAGAAAUUUUACUUUGCGCAGGAAAAUAUUUUGCGAAGAUUGUAUCAACAUCUAUGAAUGAGCACAGAUAAAACUAGUAUUCAUUUGCAGGGUAUUGUAAAAGACACUGAAAAAGAUUAUUGUGAGUGAUUCCUGACAGAAUUUUGGAUUUCAAGAUAUUAAAGAUAAAGACAACAGAAUUUGGGCAACGAACUGUAGAAAAAAAGUAAUUUGAUUUCGGGAAACUUCAUUAUUUAGGCGCUGCUACUUAAGUGGAACCCAAACGGAAUUUUGCGUAGUUGUAGUGAAAGUGAGUGUGAGCAUUUGUGAUCUGCGAGUAUGCUGUAUAAGGUUUCCGAGGCCAGUGAAAACCAACAGUUUGUGCAGAAACAGGAAGGAGACGACAGCUACGAUAAAAUCUAUCCCAAACAGGAAACAACACCUGACAUAAGCUCGGAGACCUCUGGCAUGUUUUCUACGUCACUCGUGCCGAUGACGUCAUCACCAAGUUCCGCAUCACCGACGUUCCAGGAUCCGCAGACGUCCAACAACCUGGGCUACCCCGGGUCCAUGUACGUGCCUGGUUCACGGUCUGUCCUACCGUCAAUGCAGUACCUUGGAAACGCUAACCAGACGUCGUCGGCGUCCUUCUGGGGAAUGCAACCGGCAGAUCUCGGUUACUCUUCGGCGGCAGCAAACGGCGGAUCUCAGCUCUCAAAACCAUUCCCAUUCGACCCGACGCAGGCGCCGACCUCACCGACAACACGAACCGAGGGGAUGAGCUACCCGUCUACAGGAUCUAUCGCCCGCCCAAACCCGUACCCGUCCUAUAUGGGAGCAGACAUUUCCCCCUGGAGCAUGGCCAUACAGCAAGGAUUGCACCGGAUCGGCUCGGAUGGACAGGAGUACUUUGCCGACCUCGAGGCCCGAGAGUGUGUUAAUUGCGGAGCCAUCUCUACCCCUCUGUGGCGGAGAGACGGCACUGGUCAUUACCUUUGUAACGCAUGUGGCCUCUACCACAAAAUGAAUGGGGGCAUCAACAGACCGCUUCUAAAACCCACACAGAAACGACUGGGCGAGACGUCGGACUACCAAUCGUUCUACCCCACCCACCCGUACAUGACAGGCAUGGGACCUUGGAUGAACAACGGACAGUUCAUCAACAGGGGCAAGUCUGCGUCUCGUCGGGUUGGUCUGUCGUGCGCCAACUGCCACACCACGACGACGACCCUGUGGCGGCGGAACAGCGAGGGCGAGCCCGUAUGUAACGCCUGUGGACUUUACUACAAGCUUCAUGGGGUCAACCGGCCCCUUGCUAUGAAGAAAGACGGCAUCCAGACCCGAAAACGGAAACCCAAGAACGUGAAAGGCGCCGGAAGUUCCAGCGGUACAACAGGAAGUGUCCCUGACAACAGUUCCGCUGUGAAGACAGAGACUACAGAGAAAAGGUCCACAGUAUCUCCCUCUACAGACUCCCAUCAGAUCCGUGAUGCAAACAUCAGUGAUGACGCAAUGUCUGCACGCAUGCAUCAUAUGACCCCAUACCCUGUCAAAACUGACCGAGCAAGUCCGAAAGAUCCGCACAACAGUUACACAUCCUCAUUUUUGACCCUCACUCCACCUAAAACCAUCGGGGACUCGUUAGACAAAGAUGGUCACUAUUUAAGCGCGCAUGCGCAGCAGAUUUACUCAACUAAUCAGAAUUCGGGACUAAAUAUGGGAAUCGUAGCUACGUAAUUUGUGAUAUAUAAUAACAAAUGAGUUAAUAGGCUUUGGUGAUUUUAUUUUUUUACUGCGAUAACGCUCAUCGCAUUGAAUUGAACUUUAUAUUCGGAGAAAAAGUGUUUACCGGAUUUUGACACUCUUGAUAAAAGUGCAGAUGCUAUUAAAAUGUGUGUACAUAUUAGGUGUUGUAGAUAUGAAUUUUUGAAGUUAAUUACAAGUUGGCAUAUUUUUGUAUAUAUAUAAGGAGUUAUUAUUUACAUGUAGAUUUAGAAAAAAGCAUGCUAUUUCAAAUGUUCGCUUGAAAUAAUUUCUUCGUCGCAUCCGUCAUUUGUUUAGAAUGAGACUCACCAUUGGCAGUUCUUAUAGAAUAAACAAUGUUUUUGCUGGAUUAUUACGACCAUCGAGCAUCAUUUUAUUCAUAUAUUGUAAUUUGUAUUAAUA